Amblyraja radiata (thorny skate) is the source of this 7913-nucleotide messenger RNA. RefSeq names its product dedicator of cytokinesis 3 (gene dock3). Gene Ontology annotation, cellular component: plasma membrane; cytoplasm. The coding region runs from base 265 to 6435 and encodes 2056 amino acids. The transcript has 54 exons. The record is from RefSeq and is a predicted model, not a curated record. Gene Ontology annotation, biological process: small GTPase-mediated signal transduction. Lineage: Eukaryota; Metazoa; Chordata; Chondrichthyes; Rajiformes; Rajidae. Gene Ontology annotation, molecular function: small GTPase binding; guanyl-nucleotide exchange factor activity.
AACGUGACCGUCGAUGGCGCCGUCGCUGCUGCUGCUGCUGCUAAACGCAGCCGCUGCGGUAGAAUGAGCAAGAGCCGCGACCAGUCAGCGGGUUUGUCAUCCAAAUCCUGACGCUACCAUCGCGGAGAAAACCCUGCCUCGGUCUCCGGGAAUAACAGGUUUAGUGAACGACAACCGUUACCUCUCGUUCUCUCUCUCUCAGCCUCAUCGCCUGCUGAGCGCGCGCGCGCACACCGUGAGAUAAUUCCAUGCGAACCGGCCGACAUGUGGACACCGACCGAGGAGGAGAAAUUUGGCGUCGUAAUAUGCAGCUUUCGAGCUUCAGUGCCUCAAGGGCUUGUGCUGGAAAUUGGAGAAACUGUUCAGAUUUUGGAAAAAUGUGAAGGAUGGUUCAGAGGAUUUGCCACCAAGAAGCCUUCAGUCAAGGGUCUAUUUCCAGCAAGUUACAUUCACCUGAAAGCAGCUGUGGUCAGUAACCGAGGCCAGUUUGAGACAGUCGUUCCCGUGGAAGAUUGUAUUGUUACUGAGAUUACUGCCACAUUGCAAGAUUGGGUGCUGCUCUGGAAGCAACUGUAUGUGAAACACAAGGUGGAUUUAUUUUAUAAACUGCGACAUGUAAUGAACGAGCUGAUUGACUUGCGGAGGCAGCUUCUAUCUGGUCAUCUUACUAAGGACCAAAUCCGGGAUGUCAAGCGGCACAUCACAGUCCGUUUGGACUGGGGCAAUGAGCAAAUGGGCAUGGACCUGGUACCCAGGAAGGACUUUGAAAUGGUUGAUCCUGAACACAUAAGUGUGGCAGAUCUCUAUAAACUACACUUAUCCAGUAGGCACAACAUACAGCAGAGUACCACACAGACGGACACCAUGCGGCACCGUCACGGCGACACAUGCAGGAUCCCUGUACCCCACCAUCUCUUCCUGAACAUGAAGAGCUUUACCUACCAUACCAUUGGAGAAGAUACUGACAUCUUCUUCUCCCUUUUCGACAUGCGAGAGGGCAAACAGAUCAGUGAGAGGUUUAUGGUGAGGCUGAAUAAGAAUGGAAUGCCAAGAAACCCAGAGAAGAUAGACCGGCUAUGUGCACUUUUUACGGAUCUAAGUAAUAAGGAUCUGAAGCGAGAUCUCUACAUAGUUGCUCAUGUCAUACGAAUAGGUCGAAUGUUAUCCAAUGAUUCAAAGAAAGGUCCCCCUCACAUACAGUACCGACGUCCAUACGGAUGUGCAGUGCUGAGUAUGAUGGAUGUUCUACCAUCUAGUUCCGAACUCCGCGAGGAAAAGGAUUUUGUUCUGAAGGUUUAUACAUGCAAUAAUGAAAAUGAGUGGUAUCAAAUCCACGAAAAUAUAAUUCGUAAAUCCAGUAACAAGUACACUGCAGCAAGCACGAAUUAUGGGAUGAUAAUUUCUCUCCAGCUCCUUCGGGGUGAUAUGGAUCACAUUCGCAGAGAGAAUCCUAUCAUCUUUAAUCGGGGAGUGGCCAUCACCCGCAAACUGGGCUUCCCUGAUGUCAUCAUGCCAGGUGACAUCAGGAACGAUCUGUAUCUGACAUUGGAACGAGGGGAUUUUGAGAGAGGUGGAAAGAGUGUUCAGAAGAACAUUGAAGUAACAAUGUACGUUCUUUAUGCAGAUGGAGAAAUACUGAAGGACUGUAUCAGUCUUGGAUCUGGAGAGCCCUCCGUAACUGAACAUUGCUCCUUUGUGAUGUACCACAACAACAGUCCACGAUGGGGUGAGAUCACCAAACUGCCCAUUCCGGUUGACAAAUUCAGGGGUUCUCACCUUCGAUUUGAGUUCAGACACUGCUCAACAAAAGACAAAGGUGAAAAAAAAUUAUUCGGAUUUGCAUUUACACCACUAAUGCGAGACGAUGGUACAACUCUUUCGGAUGACAUUCAUGAGCUGUAUGUUUACAAGUGUGAUGAAAACAGCACUUUCAGUAAUCAUGGGCUGUACCUGGGUCUCCCCUGCUGUAAAGAAGACUUUAAUGGCUGUCCCAACAUUCCAUCCAGUCUUAUAUUCCAACGAAGUGCAAAAGAAUUCUUCUGGAUCUCAACCCUACUCUCAUCUACUAAACUAACACAGAAUGUUGACCUCCUUGCCCUUUUGAAGUGGAAAGCACAGCCAGACAGAGUGAUGGAUAUCCUGGGAAGGCUGAGACAUGUCAACGGUGAAGAAAUAGUUAAAUUUUUACAGGACAUUUUAGAUACAUUGUUUACAAUUUUAGAUGACAACACGGAGAAAUAUGGUUUGCUGGUAUUUCAGUCCUUGGUGUUCGUAAUAAAUUUGCUACGGGACAGCAAGUAUUUUCACUUCCGGCCAGUGAUGGAUACCUACAUUAAGAAGCAUUUCUCUGGUGCGCUGGCAUACAAGGAGCUGAUCCGAUGUCUGAAAUGGUACAUGGAUCGAUCUGCAGAAGUUAUCAGACAAGACCACAUUCAAGAGGCAAUGAGGGCCUUGGAGUAUUUAUUUAAGUUUAUAGUGCAAUCACGAAUCUUGUAUUCAAGAGCAACAGGUGGGAUAGAGGAGGAGCACUUUCGUACCAGCAUUCAGGAACUUUUUCAGUCCAUCCGCUUUGUCUUGAGUUUGGAUAGCAGAAGUUCUGAGACCCUCGUCUUCACACAGGCGGCUCUUCUCAACUCCUUCCCUGCAAUUUUUGAUGAGCUGCUGCAGAUGUUUACAGUGCAGGAGGUGGCAGAGUUUGUGAGAGGAACAUUGGGUAGCAUGCCUAGCACGGUACACAUUGGUCAGUCGAUGGAUAUCGUCAAGCUGCAAUCUAUCGCACGGACAGUGGACAGUCAUCUCUUUUCAUAUCCAGAAUCCCGUCGGAUCCUGCUGCCCGUUGUACUCCAUCAUAUUCAUUUGCACCUGCGGCAGCAGAAGGAGCUACUUAUCUGUUCCGGGAUCCUCAGCAGCAUCUUUUCCAUCAUGAAGUCAAGUUCCUUGGAACACUCAAUAUCAGAAGAGGUAGAAAUGAUGGUCGAGAGUCUCCUUGAUGUCCUUCUUCAGACCUUGCUUGCUAUUAUGAAUAAGUCCCAGAUGGCGGAGGCGGUAAGAGGACAGCGCUGCCCACAGUGCACAGCAGAGAUAACCGGUGAGUAUGUCACCUGCCUACUGUCCUUGCUUCGACAAAUGGGAGAUAACCACUACCAACACUUACUGGAUAAUUUCCAGAGCAAGGAGGAACUCAAGGAAUUCUUAUUAAAAAUAUUUUGUGUGUUCCGCAAUUUAAUGAAGCUGAGUGUAUAUCCACGUGAUUGGAUGGUGAUGAGACUACUAACAAGCAAUAUCAUUGUUACCACUGUCCAAUACCUGUCUCCAGCAUUACACAAGAACUUCACAGAAACAGAUUUUGAUUUCAAGGUGUGGAACUCAUACUUCAGCUUAGCUGUUUUAUUUAUCAAUCAGCCAAGCCUUCAACUAGAGAAUGCCACUCCUGUCAAAAGGAAGAACAUUCUGGAUAGAUAUGGUGACAUGAGAGUGAUGAUGGCUUACGAACUUUUCAGCAUGUGGCAGAAUCUAGGUGAAAAUAAGAUUCAUUUUAUCCCAGGAAUGAUUGGCCCCUUUUUGGGUGUGACACUAGUGCCACAGAUUGAGGUUCGGAAUGUAAUGAUCCCAAUCUUCCAUGACAUGAUGGACUGGGAACAGCGAAAGAAUGGCAGCUUCAAGCAGGUGGAAGCAGAACUGAUCGACAAGCUGGAUAGUCUGGUGUCAGACGGAAAAGGAGAUGAAAAUUACCGUGAGCUUUUCAGUCUCCUUACCCAGCUCUUUGGGCCUUAUCCUAGUUUAUUGGAGAAGAUUGAACAAGAGACAUGGAGAGAGACGGGUGUUUCCUUUGUAUUGUCUGUAACACGCCUAAUGGAGCGGCUGCUGGAUUACAGGGAUUGCAUGAAAGGGGAUGAUGCUGAAAAUAAAAAGAUUGGCUGUACUGUCAAUUUGCUGAACUUUUACAAAUCAGAGAUUAACAAGGAGGAGAUGUAUAUACGUUAUAUCCACAAACUAUGUGACAUGCAUCUGCAGGCUGAUAAUUACACAGAGGCAGCAUUUACACUGAUGCUAUACUGGGAACUGCUUCAGUGGGAGGAUAGGCCCUUACGGGAAUUUCUGCACUACCCAGCACAAAACAAGUGGCAGCGCAAGGAAGGAUUGUGUCGCCAGGUUAUCAACUACUUCAACAAGGGGAAGUGCUGGGAGUAUGGGAUCCCUCUCUGCCGGGAAUUGGCAAGUCAAUAUGAAGUCUUCUACGAUUACCACAGUCUCAGCUGGAUUCGGAAAAUGGAAGCUGCAUAUUAUGACAACAUACUGGAGCAGCAGCGCCUGGAACCAGAAUUCUUCAGGGUUGGAUUUUAUGGCAGAAAGUUUCCAUUCUAUCUGCGGAACAAGGAAUUUGUGUGCCGUGGUCAUGACUACGAGAGACUUGAGGCCUUUCAGCAAAGAAUGCUGACAGAAUUCCCACAAGCCAUUGCCAUGCAACAUCUCAACCAGCCUGAUGACACCAUCCUGCAGUCUGAUGCACAGUAUUUGCAAAUAUAUGCAGUGUGCCCGAUUCCAGAGAAUGUGGACGUUCUUCAGAUGGAAAGAGUUCCAGACCGAAUUAAAAGCUUUUAUCGUGUAAAUAACGUCAGCCACUUUCGAUACGACAGACCCUUUCACAAAGGUUCAAAGGAUAAAGAAAAUGAGUUCAAGAGUCUCUGGAUUGAACGGACAACCUUGACCCUUACACACAGCUUGCCUGGGAUCUCCCGCUGGUUUGAAGUAGAGAAGAGAGAAGUGGUGGAGGUGAGCCCUUUGGAAAAUGCAAUCUAUGUUGUGGAGAACAAAAACCAAGAGCUGAGAACUCUCAUCAAUCAGUACCAGCACAAGCAGCUGCAUGCUAACAUUAAUCUGCUCAGCAUGUGUCUGAAUGGAGUGAUCGAUGCAGCAGUCAAUGGAGGAAUAGCCAGGUACCAGGAGGCAUUUUUUCAAAAGGAAUACAUAGUGAGUCAUCCAGAGGACAGUGAGAAGAUUAACCAGCUGAAGGAACUGAUGCAGGAACAGGUUCAUAUUCUUGGAGUGGGUUUAGCGAUUCAUGAGAAGAUGGUACAUCCAGAAAUGCGGCCACUGCAUAAGAAGCUUAUAGAUCAGUUCCAAAUGAUGAGAUCCAGCCUUUGUCAUGAUCUUCCUGGAAUGGACAAGAUCAGUCCUAUUUGCUCUGGUUCAAGUACACCACGUGGAAGCCUCAUGUCUGGUCAUAAUCCCAUGAGUCCAGAAACUAUCAAGCUCAUGCACAGGCACAGGCACUCCUCAUCGUCAUUAUCCUCACAAACAUCCAGUGAGGUUGGGAAUCUUGUCAUCCUCCCAGACGGGAUAGCUGGCGAAACCCCAGAUGACCUUUACCGCAUGCAGCUUGCUUAUGCUAACACCAAGUUCCAGGGCUCCAUGACAAAUGUCUCUGUUUUGUCGUCGUGCCAGGCAAGUCCAUCCACUUCUAGCCUGAGUUCCACACACUCUGCCCCUUCACAGAUGAUCAACUCAGCCCCAUCAAGUGCUCGAGGAUCCCCAUCAUUGUCGGAUAAAUAUCGUCACUCAAGGGACAUUAUGAUGUUGCUGCCUCCUCACAGGGACAGACCAAGCAGUGCCAUGUAUCCAGCUAUGAUGGAGAAUGGACAACCUACCAGUUUCCAGCGGGCUUUGAUUCAACAAGUGGUCGGACCCUGCAAACCAUGCAGUGACCCCAACCUCUCAGUUGCUGAAAAGGCGGUGCCUGCAGCUCCCAGUUGCUGGAGUCUAGAUAGUGGAACUAGAGAUACGGUACCAUUCCUGUCAGCCUAUGUGGGCACCAUUGCUGCACCUCCAGUGCCACCUCGUACAUUGCCACCUGGUCAUUUCUCAAUGAAUUUUGAUGCCUUCCAUCAUCAGACCAGUGACAUGCCACCUGCCUUACCCGCACGAACCCUACGUAAGUCUUCACUGCAUCCUAUACCUGCAUCACCCACUAGUCCCCAUUCAGGUCUUGAUGGCAGCAACUCCACUUUGUCUGGCAGUGCAAGCAGUGGAGUGUCCUCUCUGAGUGAAAGCAACUUUGGCCAGUUGAUGGAGCCACCACGUGCUGACACUAUAGACUCUGUCCCUAGUCAGACCUGGAAUCCAGAUGAGGAUGGAGAGUCCCCUUACAUACCAGUGAGGUACAGCCUGUCAGAGCCGGACGUCAUCGAAUCAGUCAAAGCUCACCCGUGCCGCAGCCAUUCUGCUCCCACUGGGGUCAUUCCGAAGGAAUCCUUGGAGACCUCGGUAUUGCCCCCAAAACCAUAUCACUCCAGGCCUGCAUACACAGACAAUGAAGAUGUACUUGAAGAAGAGAGCAGGCCAAAGAGUUUUACAUGCAAACUGUCUCAGCCUGGCCUAAGUGGUAAAAAUGACCAGGCCAAGGUACCGUGGGAACAUGGCAUCAAUCAAGAAUAAGUCACAAUGCGUUCUGGAAAUCAAGGUGUUGACUGGUUCAUCCUACGGGUGGCAGCCACCUCUGUUUAUUGUAAACAGACUAUAUCUCUUUGGAAAACAUAAUUGCUUUGAUUCUGAGAAAGGAGGUCUAUCUGUUUUUGGCCUGGUUUACAGUUAAGAAAUAUUGAAGUGUUGAGAAGAGCAUUCAAAUCUUCAUACCCAAUUGAGAAUAUUUUCUGUCACAAUCAUGCACUUCACUUCGAUUAUUGUAAAGAUGAAUUUACAAGGAUUGUGAACUUCAAUUGGUAUUUGUCAUUUUAUUAUGUGCCCACCGAUUCCUCCAUUUGAUGCCCGUACAUGUACAUUCUAAUUUGCUAUCUCUUAGGCUUCAGGUGAAGAAAUUUUAUACCUCCCAUCCAUGUCAUUUCACUUUUGCUCAUAAGUGUGUAAAAUGGUGUCAUUGAGAUUUCACACUUGCUUUAAGGCUAUUCCUAUAAAGCAGGAAAGAAUUGUCAUAAUUGUCUAAAAGUAGUGUACCAGAGUAAUAUCAAAAAGUAACUGGAAGAUACAAACAUAUAAAGCAACACAUGAUAGGACCCUACUGAGUUCAGAAGUGAUAAAUUUACAAUUAGCAUUAAAUUUGCUUUAAUGUAACAAAUUUCAUAUUUGACCUUCAUUAAAAUUGCAGAUCAAUUAAUUCAUUAGAAUUUUUUUUAAUUACAAUUCUUUAUUGGCUUUUGUGCACUGGGUGAGGGUUCGCAUGAAUGUGAAUGUAUGUAAAAGCAGACAGUAUUAUGUACAGUUCCACCCACUAAGUUCCUUCUGAAUGGCAAACCACAAAAAUUCUAACAAAAUAAACCCUAGAAAAAUCCAGAUGCUGGAAUCUAGAGUGAAAUACAAAAUACUGGAUGAAUUCAGUGGAUCAAGCCUAAUCUGUGGAGGGAAUGGACAAACAGUGUUUCUAGUCAGGACCCCCCUUCGGACUAAUGUAGUGGGGUUGGGGGAUAAAGUUGGAAGAUGGAGGUUUUGUUUUGUCGAGAAAAUGCAGUAAUAAUUAAAGUAUAUUUAUGUUUUUUAACUACUUUGCAAUGAGUUUCUGUAAACUUCAACCACGCUCUGAUUCAGCCAAUCACUCUGUAGUCCUAAUCCAUUUUUUGGAAGAGUUCACAUCAGAGAUCCACCGCAUUGUCUUUGAAUUAAUCUUUAAAUUGCCUAUCCUAGAAAACAGUAAAAGUAGCAGUGUAGUGUCUCUUUCUCUGAAUGCGCUACCUGGUAUAGUAUUAACAUUUCACAGGCCAAUAGGUGCGAUUCAUGUGCUAAGAACCAAAAGCAGGCAAAGCUGGAUUUCUGAUCCUCUUAGCAAAGAGUAUAACACGGACAAGGGGUGGUGGGUGUAUGGAACAAGCUGCCAGAUGAGGUAGUUGAGGCUGGGACUAUCCCAACGUUUAAGAAACAGGUACAUGGAUAGGACAGGUUUGGAGGGAUAUGGACCAGGAGCA